UGUAGCAAGUUAGUUUCAUUAUUUUAGUAAAUUUAUUAUUCAAUAUAAAAUUAUCUCUUAACUUCGGAAAACAUAUGAAAAAUGGAGUCAAAAAUGUCUUAUGAUAGUGGAACUGAAGAGGAGUUUGAGCUUCCUGUUGUAGCUUCAGAUGGCGAGCCAGAGGUCAGUGAAGAGGAAGCAGAGGUAACUUAUGGUCCAAGUAAAAGAAGAAAAGAGUCGUCUCCUUUAAUUGUUAGCGAUCCCGAUCUUGCUAGGAUUUAUGCAGAAAUGUCUGUAAAUGAAAGAAGUGAAGACGAACAAGAAUCAGAAGAAAAUGAGUCUCCAGUUGAGCAAGACUUAUCGGAAUCUUCUGCUACCGAAGUAGAAAUAGAUUCAGAAGGUUUAAGAGAAUUGCAAAGAAGAAAACAAGAAUCAGAUGAAGAAAAUCUCAGCCAAGACCUACUUUCUUCUCUGGAUGAUAUAAAAACAGACGAAGAAAUGGAAAACAUAAAAUCUGCAGAUGAAGCUAUAAAUAAUGAAGAAGUUGAGUUGCCACAUAUUGAAGAUUGGACAUUUGAACCUGAGGACUAUUUUAAAAAAACUAAAAUCAGAAAAAAACUUCCCAAAGAUAGUGAAGAUUCAGAAAGCACAGAGUACGAAUCUAUAAAAUCUGGAGAUGAAGAGCAUGUAAAAGAUGAUUUGGCUCGCAAAAAAGUUUAUAAACCACUAGUAUUCAAUUUUGCAAAUCAGGAUACAUUUGAAAUAUUCGAGGAUUACAUUGAUGAGUACGACAAUAACUUUGAAGAAGAUUUUUACACGCGAUAUUUAUCAUCAGCUUCAUCCUCUACUCGUGAGAGUGAUAUUUGUAACGAAUCCUGUGAAAAUGAAAAUCCAAAGUUCACUCUAAUACCAGUUAAACCAAGAUUAGAAAAGAGAAAAAAAUCUUUACGAAAAAAAAACGAUGUCGAUGUAAGAUCUGCAAACAAUUUUAAAAAAGAUACGAAGUUGGACAUUGAUUAUAAAAGAAAUAUCGAGUUGUUGCAGAAACUUUUUCCGUUUACACAAACGCCUCUUGUUUAUGAAAUAAAUUUGCAGAGGUAUGAAAAUGUACAAUUUCCACAACACUAUGAAAGAAAAAAAAAUAUUUUAGUUAAAGAAAAACCUCAACAUGAAAAAACCUCCAUUAUUCAAACGGGAAAAAAAAAGGAAAAAAAGUUACACUUUUAUUAUUCUCGAAAGAAAAGAAACUUAAUCUAUAAUCGGUUGCACAAUGAGAACAACGCUGAAGAGACAGAUUCUGGACCUGAUAACGAAAUCCCAUCUUAUAAAGCUAAAAUAUCAUACACUCGGGCAAGAAACAAAACAACUGGCACUAUCAUAGAUAUCAUAUUGAAUCAGACAUUUGGAGCAAUCGACAAAAUUGAAUUAGCAAAAGAACGAAAACGAGUGCCAUACUUUGCUAAGUAUUUAAUACAAGAAGUAUGUUAUAAAUUAGUUAAUGAUCUUGAAAACAAACAAAAAACAGAAGCUGUUAAAUUUAACCUUGACAUUUUAUUUGACCGUUGGGAGUAUGAAAUAUAUAAAAAAAAAAAAAUCAUAAUUAACGAGCGCUUAAAUGAAAUUUCAGAGCUUAUUGUCACGAGCGAAAUCAAUAACGCUGUAUCAUUUUUACAUUAUGAGGAUUAUGUUUGCGCCUGCCUUGUGCGAGAUGCUUUUGCGGAAUCACUUCAUUUUUUAAAAGUCCCGACAAAAAAAAAUAAACAAAAACUAAAUAGUAUCUUUUUUCAAUAUCAUUUGCCGAAAUAUGAUUUUGAAAAAAAAGGAUCUGCAAAUUUGCAUAUACGAAAAAGACGACUCCAACGUGAACAAAAAGCUCCUGUUAAGGUAGCAAAUAAUAGAUACGAACCUAAAAAAUCCAGAAAAAAAUCAAGUCGACUUAAGUUUAUGAAAAAUAUCGUUGAUGAUAUAAUUAAUGGAGAAGAAUUUUUAGAUAAAAUUUUACAAAGCCACAAUAAUAAAAUCAUAUUUCCAGUUAACAAGAUAAAUAAAGCAUCUACUUCAGAUUACAGCUUUAAUCAAAGUCUAGUUGAAAAUGAAGUUUGUAUUCUAGAUGAAUAUGAUAACCAAGAUGAUCGAGAAAAAGUUGAACCAGUUACAAUAAAAACAAGUGAAGUAGCAGAAAAAUUUAGACGUGUAAAGGUCAGAUUAAGUGUGCUUGACAUAUGGCAAAGGGAAAAUGUAAAGUUAAAGACAAUGGAAAGAAGAAAAAGUUUGUUGUUUAAUAAAGUCAACUACGAAGAAGAGCAAACCUUUGAUAACGAUGAAAUAGAUGUCAAUAUACUUUAUGAAAUAGAAAAAAACGAGGAGAAAACAGUGGAAUUACUAGAUCCAGAUAUAAUUGAUGAAUCUGAUUUAAUAGAAAGCAAACUAGAGCUUCCCCCUAUUGAAGAAGAAGUAAAAUUGGCUUUAAAAACAAGUUUGUUACCUACAGUUAUAAAUCCAGUGAAACAACGAUUGAAGUGCGUUAUAGAAAAUCAAGUAGAUCCAAAACUUGAAUUAAAUAACCUCGAAAAAAACUUUAAUAACGAUGAAAACGAUGUUAAAGAAAUACAACCUGAUACCACAGUAAAACCUAUAGAGAAAAAUAGAAAAGUAAGUAUUGAAUCUGGCUUUUUAUCUUACAAUGAAGAUAACCAUAGCAACAACGAAUUCAAUAGUUUUUUAGAACAUUGUGAUAGUGAGAACGAGAAAAAUUUACAGGAUAUUUUUAAACAGAUUCCUGUAUUCGAUCGUGAUUUUUAUUUAAACCAGUGGAUUGUUCACGGUGUAAAUCUUACUAACUUAUCAUCUGAACUAACUAAGAAUAUUAAAUCUACUCGUAACCAAUUUUCUCGCAAAGUUUACCAUAAACGACCAGUAUCAGCAGAAAGUGAAAGUAAUAUUUUUGAAAUUACUCCAGUUAAUCAAACUCUAAAUCAAAAACCUCAUGUUCCAGGACGUUUAAACUCGGCAAAUUCGAAUCGAUCUGGAGUUUCAAGCAAAUGCUAUUCCGGUCGUUCAACAAGCAUGAGCGCAGUUGCAUAUAAUAUGAGUGAUAGCGAAGAAACAACUAACAGCGCUCCACAAUUAAAUAAGAAACAAAUUAACACUAAAAUUGAGUUUUUUGUUCCUGAAAAAAUAUAUGAGGAAAAAAAAGAAAACAAUGCUGCUGCAUGGGAUUUCUACCUCAAAAGAAAGCAAGAUAAACGACAUUUGGAACAAUACGAAUCUAUAUUAAAAGGAGUAAAUAUUGAAGGUUCUGAACUUUAUGUAAACGAAAAGCUGUUAUUGCUUAAUGAAGAAAAAGAAGAAAUACUUAAAAACUUUAGCAAAACGUUACUAAGUUAUUCAAAUAAAAAUGAUGACGAAGUAGAGGUUAAGCUUUUGCGCCCUUCGGAAACAUUUUUGCGCCCUUUGGAAAGUAAUGAUAACCAGUUUGAAGGCGAAAUAAAACACAAUGAAAGUGAUGUGGAAAUUGAACGAAUAAUGACGCCGUGGAAACCACUUCGACAUCGUCCACUAACUCCCGAUUCAGUUGACUCAGAUGAAGAAGUAAAAAAGAUGAAAAAUAUCUAUAUUGAAACAAUGAACAAAAAGAAGGCGUUUGACGAAGAUAAACAAAGCAAAGCCUCGUUUUUGGAGUUAAAAAGAAAGCAAUUAGAUAUUGCAAAAAGUGCAUGGAAAAAACAUUCAAAUGAAAGUCAUAUAAAAGAAGCUCUGGAAGCAAAUCGCGAGUUAUUUUUAAAGCUAGAAAUAAACCUUAAAAACAAUUCACCCAAAAGACUAGAACCUAUUAAACGCUUUUCUAUUGCCGAACCUGAAGGAAUAUCGAAAAGAUUAAUUGAAAAACAAAAAGAAAAAAAUAUAAAUGAACACGUCACUCUUUUAAACAAAAGAGCAAAAUCAACUCCAAAAUCUUUUUCGAAUUUAAACUAUAAAAGUGAUUGUUUGUUUCCUUGCAUUCCAAAAGUAACAAGUGUUGUUGGAAGUUCAGAAGAUCAUAGAAAGAAAAAAAUCGCAGUAAGAAAUACACAAAGUUCUCUUAGCGAAACAAAACCUAAAAGUACUCUCAGCUUUACAAAAUCAAAAAGCUCACUUAACACAAUUGAUGCAAAAAAUAAAACGUUGUUUAAAAAUGGAUCAAAAACAUUGCGAUAGUUAAUAUGUUCAAUCCACUGAAUUAAUAAAAUCCACUGGCUAAAUCUACACUACUCUUGUACCUAACGUUAAAUUUACUAUUAUAAUGAAAAUUGAAAAUCGGAUAUGAAAUGUGAAUUAUGUUUUGUAUAAUAUUGCUUAAAAUUUUGACAUUGCACAACCACAAUAAGUUUUGAUACUGUACAGCCACAGUAAAGUUUGACAUUAUAUAACCACAGUAUAUACAGCCACAGUAAAGUUUGACAUUGUAUAACCACAGUAUAUGCAGCCACAGUAAAGUUUGACAUUGUAUAACCACAGUAUAUACAGCCACAGUAAAGUUUGACAUUGUAUAACCACAGUAUAUACAGUCACAGUAAAGUUUGACAUUGUAUAACCACAGUAUAUACAGCCACAGUAAAGUUUGACAUUGUAUAACCACAGUAAUGUUGGACAUUGUACAAUAACGGUAAGGUUUGACAUUGUAUAACCUUAGUGAGUAUAACUACAAUAAGGUUUCAAACCUUAUGUACUAUAGUAAUAUAUAAUUAUAUAUAUUGUAUUAUAUAAUAUAAUAUAUAAUUUAAUAUAUAAUUUGUUAUGAAAAUAUAAAUAUUUUUUUAUAA
Molecule: messenger RNA, 4781 nt
Organism: Hydra vulgaris (swiftwater hydra)
Lineage: Eukaryota; Metazoa; Cnidaria; Hydrozoa; Anthoathecata; Hydridae
Source: RefSeq, a predicted model, not a curated record